CGAGGAACCGAUACUGGGUAAAAGGCAUUGCACUUCGAGAGCCGCUCGCACACUAGAGAACGCUGCUCCAUGACGCCGUUCUUCCGCUCCGUGUCGCGCUCCAGGGCUGCCCACGCGUCGCGGCUGCUAUCCACCGUGGCAGAACAUGCGGCUCCGCCCACCCGCCGACGCCUGCGCGAGCUUCCACCGCCGCUUAACCUGGUGCGUCGCAAGCGUAGAAUUGAGAGGUUUGAGAGGUUCGAGAACACUGGUAUAACGAUAAUAAUUCGUUUGGUACAGACGGACGCCGCUGCCGAGCGUAUAAAGGAGCUACUGGCGAACAAGCCAGACGCCAUCGGCAUCCGACUAGGCGUUAAAACACGUGGAUGCAAUGGCUUGUCGUACACUAUGAACUACGCAGACAAGAAGGAGAAGAUGGAGGAGGAGGUGACCAAGAAUGGUGUCCGCGUCUUUGUGGAGCCCAAGGCACUAUUCCACGUUGUCGGCACCACCAUGGACUUCCAGGUUAGUCUUGUUGAUCUUUACUUGCCUCGUGUUGGAUAAUAUUUAUUUUUGUGUUUUAUUAUUCUCGUUUUAUUUCAGAUAACGCCGGUGUCGUCCGAAUUCGUUUUCGAGAAUCCGAACGCCAAGGGAAGCUGUGGUUGCGGCGAGAGCUUCAACGUCUAGUUCUCGAGCGCUCGCAGCUUGAGAAUGAAAGGAGAUUCCUUUUUCGUUGACUCUCCAAUAUUUCCUGUGCUGUAGAAAGCUCCAAACAAUAAUAAUAUCAUCAUUUCAAGCGAUAUA
Phytophthora nicotianae INRA-310 is the source of this 783-nucleotide messenger RNA. RefSeq lists its product as hypothetical. The record is from RefSeq and is a predicted model, not a curated record. Gene Ontology annotation, molecular function: 2 iron, 2 sulfur cluster binding. The transcript has 3 exons. Gene Ontology annotation, cellular component: cytoplasm; mitochondrion. Gene Ontology annotation, biological process: iron-sulfur cluster assembly. The coding region runs from base 70 to 543 and encodes 157 amino acids. NCBI's taxonomy places the organism in Eukaryota, Oomycota, Peronosporomycetes, Peronosporales, Peronosporaceae.